Molecule: messenger RNA, 3955 nt
Organism: Vespa crabro (European hornet)
Lineage: Eukaryota; Metazoa; Arthropoda; Insecta; Hymenoptera; Vespidae
Exons: 8
Coding region: 1072-2892 (606 amino acids)
Source: RefSeq, a predicted model, not a curated record
ACAUUCUAGUUGAAAAUGAUUAUGAUUCGAUGCGCGGAAUCUGGUACGGAAGACCUAAAACGGGUCAGACGAAACGGAAUAGGAAGGACCAGAAUAAAGGCAACGUCGAACAAUAGUUCUUUAGUGGAUAUACAUACAACUACAUACAUACCUACAUAUGUAUAUCGAUAUAUUCCUCAGACUUAUGUAUAUAUAUAUAUAUAUAUAUAUAUAUAUAUAUAUAUAUACACAUAAUAUAUAUAUAUGUAUACAUGCAUAUCGAUUAUCAUAUCUCUAGCAAAAUAGACCUCGAUCGUUAUUGCUUAGAUCGAGCGAAUCGAAUAAAUUACAGAGUGAGAGAACGUUUUCGAAAGAAAUUCGUGGCAACGACGGUGAGAGGAAAAUUUUCUAAUUUUAUCGUUGCCUUUGUACUCCUCGUAGUCGGACGAGAGCGUUUCGAUUCCAGUAGAUUCUUUCAAAGAGUCAUUAUCCACUUCACCGCCUUUUAUUUCACACGACUCUUCUCGGACUUAUCGUCGAGAUACUGCGGAGUCUUACGAUUGAAAUUUUAUCAAGUAGACCGACGAUACAUUUUUUCCUUCACUCCUUUUCCUCCUCUCUCCCUCUACAUUCGAUUAAUAUCAUUUCUCUGCUUUAAUGUAUGACUUUUAAUCCUUGAAUGCGAUCAAUUAUUUUUCUUCCCUUUUUUUUAUUUCCUAUGCCAAAUCGUUGUUAUAAUUUUCUUGUUCUUUUCUUUUUUUUUUUUUCUUUUUUUUUUUCAAUUUUUAUCUCCUACGAUCUUCACCGUGACGUAUCAUCAGAACCGAUCUUUAUUUUGAAACGAUUAAUAUAUCUUGGUGUUGUAAUAAAAAAUCGUUAUAAAAAUUAGGACGAACUGACGGCAAUGGAGGAGGAAGGAAACUCGCGAAUACGCGAGACUGACUUUGUUAUUACGAUGGACCAUCUCGUUUUUCUUCGAUAAGGCCUUCGCUUUUUAAAGUGUGCGCGUUACAACUAUUCUUCCGGGAUAUAGUCGAUGACAAGAAAAUGCGAUGACGAAUUGAAGAAUCGACGAGAAAGAAAAUAGGAAUAAUGCCUCAAGAAAGCAUUCGUUGGCAAGGGACCCAGAGGAGAGCCUGUGGCCCAGGGGCACACUGGAACGUUCAGGUGGUCAGAGGGAAGGUGACAACGCGAUGCUUGUGGCAUGCCUGCAAAGCUCUUGGCAUCGGGCUCUUGUUGAUGGUUCUGGGUGCUUGUAUGGCGACUAUAGGUUAUUAUGCGGAUCAAUUAUCGGUGGCGCAAGAGGUUAGAGGUAAUUUGACAGUAAAAGUAAAAAAUGAAUCACGAGAGUUUCACUUGAACAAUCUCAGUUACGCUGGACCUAUUGUCAUGGGUGUAGGAGGAUUUAUCGUGGUGGCCGUAUGCGUGAUGACUUUCGAGGCGCGUGAUAGCGCGGCUAAGGUGGUACCGGCACGUUUUCGAUUCAAUCAGAGUACGUUAAAAGGUGGGAGGACUCAACGAAAUCGUAGAUCGACGUCUUGUCAAACGACUAACAAUAAGUGGGAUCAUCAAUAUGGUCUAUUCAGGAUUAAUCGGAGCUUGAGUCCUAGCGCUCAUGAAAUCUCCCGAAGACAGUUAAAGGCUGAACUAGUGCGAUUCUCACGAGAUUUACACGAGAAAAGUGUAUCGCAUACGAUUAAAAAGAGUCCAAGUGCUCCGAUUUUGAUCGAUAAGAAAUCACCUCGGAGAGAGGUUCCUCAGUAUGCUGCCUGUGCACUCCUCAAUCCACAAUUAUUGCAGAGACACGCUCUAUCCGUUGAUAAUCCCGCUUACAGUCCUCCUCAAGUUAGUCGGGAGAGUUUGGAAUAUCCAAAAUUAACUGGCAGUCAGGUUUCAAUGGCUAUGGAUCUUCAUAUCCCUAAUAAAGGACCGGUUACAUUGAGAGUAAAAGAUCGAUCGGACACGGCGAAACGUCAUCAGUUGCUUCGGCAAACGAAAAUCGAAGAUGUCGAGGAGAUCAUGGAAACGAAAAGACCAACGUCCGGAUAUAUAUAUUCACCUAGAUUAUCAGGCAUAUAUAGCAAAUAUCCUGGGGAAUAUGUAAUCGGUAAAAGAAAUUCUGUAGACGUUCGGUAUUUGGAAGAUCUCGGGUCCGUUACAAGAGAUUCGGUGAAAGUUUCACCACGAGAUUUUCGAAAACUUUCAUCUCCGAACUUUCGUAAAAUGUCUUUCGAUAAAAUCGGCAGUGCUGAGCACAGAUUGGACAAAUCGAUGAUGGGCCAUCGAAAGGCUAGUUUGGAGUUUAGAAGGAGUCCGGAUUUUCGUCGAGGUGAUUACAGAAAGCUAUCGAUGGACAGAUUCAGCGUGGAUUAUACCAAAUGCGUAAUGGACGAGCUCGAGUUUAGAUCCAAGGCAAGCAGCGGCGAGAGCUUAAAGAAACAACGUUAUCCUAAGCUUCAUCAUUCUCGAUCGGACGACAACAGAAGACGUUCCUUCGAUAAAGGUCAAAGAGAGUCACAAUCCAGCAGAUAUUCAUUGAACACGCAAGGUGCUACGGACAGUGCCGAUUACGAUCUAAGAUAUUUUAUAUCAACUUCAUUGAGCACCGAGGAAAGUCGUACGGAAAAUCCAGAAGAUAGUCAUGGUUUCGACAUCGACGAAUCCUUGACUAAUCCUUCGCCGUUGGAGGGCCAAGCGGAAACGGAUACGCUAUUGGAAGAACCAGAAUUGGAGAAUCUCACGGAAAAUGACACCGAAAAUUCCGUUGAUCAUUUAAAUUGCGAAGAUACGAAAAAGAUGGAGAAUCAUUCGAUAAAGGGUGAAGAUAUGAUGCUGCAGGAUUGGAAGAAUAUUUUGAAGCAAUCGGAAAUAAAGAGGGAAACGAUGUUGUGCAUAGAAGACGACGAGGUUUGAAAUCAUUUCUAUUUGUUUAUUACUUCUUCGGACGUUUUUCCAAAAAAGAAAGUGAGUUCGUGGUUUCAUUCUGGAUCGACGUGUCUAGUCGAGUUUUACUCUAGUCGCGUUGCAUUAAUAUGACAUGCAAACGAUCAAUAUAUUUUAAGCGAUUAAUUGUAUAUAUAUAUUUAUAUAUAUUUGUGUAAUUUGAAAGCGUGCGCUCUAAAGAUGCUGUUAUAUAUCGUCGAAUACGAUUAAAGAGAGCGAAAGAGAUGACGUUAGGAUUUAAAUUGUCUAUUCGUAAAGCGAGCCCAAAAGAUCAGAAUAUUUCGAGGACCAUUGAUUUAAAUAUUGGAUACAACAACUCUGUGAUUUGUAACGUGUAGCAAUGCUGUAAGAUGACGAAAGGCAAUUAUGAAAAAAGAACGAGCUUUUUAAAUUACAGGAGAUUUUACAAGAUUUUAAUACGACACUCGUUAAUACGGCCUUUGAAUUGUUAUUAUAUUAUCAAUGUUUUAAAACCUUAAAUAUUUAUUGUAGAUGAAUCGUCGUAUAAGGAAAUAAGAAGGAAAGAACUAAAAAAAGGUUUUAAAAGAAAGAGGCAAAGUUUUAGAUAUUCUUUAAAUCGCUCGUUCGUUGAUCCUUUACUUCGUUUUAAUCGAAUCGAAAAAUUAUUUAUCGAUCGAUUUUUUCGAUGUCAUAUAGAGCGAACUAAAGCGAGAAAAGGACAAUAAAAUUCAUACGAGUAUUGUCACGCGACACUCUAAAAGAUACUCGCGAGAAGUUUAAUGAGAUUGGUCAAUUUUCUCUUAUACCAAUUGCCUAUCUUGACUUAAAUUAUUUAGAUAUUAUAAGAAUAAUAAAAAGAAGUGAAUUCGUUCGAUUAUUUAAACUUUACCAUUGACAUAAAACGAUAAGGCGUCGAUACAAUCACAAUAAUACUUAUAUGUUAUUAUGUAAAAGAUAAGACAAAUUGUAACUCGAAUAUAAAGAAGAGAACAUUAAAUGACAUUAUUUAUAUCUCCUAAUAGCUCUAAUCGAAUGAUUGUAUUAAUAAAAUUAAAAACGAUUUCGUAAGAAA